AUGGAGUUCCUGUCGCAAACAUACGUCGCCUUGCGUGGACCCGCCGGCGCUCCCCAAACAGCUCAUGAUACCAUCGCUCGUCUAGUUGACCGCCUGUCACCCUCCACUUUGCUGGCGGACCGUCGCGCCGCAGUGCUGUCGCUCAAGGGCCUCUCGCGGGAUCACAAGCAGGAGAUCGGCGAACAUGCCUUGGAUGGGCUACUGGAAGUUCUGGAAAAUGACGCCGAGAUUGACGCGGACAUUGCCAAGGCCGUGCUCGAGACGUUGCAUACGUUAUGCGAUACCGAGGAUCCAAAGCCCGGCGCGAAGGAACUCGGAUUCAAGCACAGCGACCAGGUGCUCGUCAGUGAUAGGCCUACGCACAAGCUCUUUGCUCUUCUCGGAGAUACCACGUUCUAUGUCCGCUUCGCCACGCUGCAGCUGCUCGCUACCCUCUUGCAGAACCGUCGGCAGGUGGUACAAGCCUACUUUCUCAAGGCCCCCGCUGGACCGUCGAGCGUGAUAGCUGCGCUUGAAGACAAGCGAGAGAUAAUACGGAAUGAGGCCAUGAUCAUGGUUCAAGCCCUAAUCUCCCAAAGCCCGGAUAUCCAGAAGGUCCUUGCGUUUGAAGGAGCAUUUGAGAAGCUGUUCAAUACCAUAAGACAAGAAGGCGGCGUUGAAGGCGGCGUGGUAGUGCAGGACGCGCUUGCGUGCGUCGAUGGUUUGUUGAGGUUUAACUCGUCAAAUCAGAGCUAUUUCCGUGAAACGCCUCUGCCCCCUUUGCUCUGUGCUCUGCUGUUAUUCCCGCCGAACCUUUCGCCUCAGGAACCCUCCCCACAAGAAUUUGCACUCCAAUUCUGGGAGCCCCAAAAGACCAAGAACGCAGGCUUGAUUAUUGGUAUCAUUGGUAUGCUUGUCGGCUCCAAAGGCGGAAGUCUUCAAGAAACCGCUGUUUUCACCCGUUGCUUGAUUGAGAUCGCGCUGGCAUCCAAUGCGCCGACGCCGCUGAAGACGCAGGCAUUACGACUGUUACCUGCUAACUUGGCCAUACCGCUCUCCGGUCUCGUGCUCACGCCGUAUAUGCCCGUGCCUGAUACCAACGGCGAAGAAUGGGAUAGGCUGGAACCCGCCUCCGCGCUGGAUGUACUGGUUGAACUAGUCCUUCAUGGCGAAUACAACAACAUCAUCGGCCGGCCUCGCGGCAGAGACAACCUCGAGCUCCGAUCCGCAGCGCUCAGCAUGUUCGAGAACUUCGUUCGAAGAGACGACAUGAACGAGACUAUUCUACAAGCUAUGCUCCCUUUCGAAGGAGAGAACACUCCUCCGCCUAUCACGCCUCUGCUGCACGCGCUCAUCGCUCCGCCCACUUCGCCGUUGGAUUCCGAAGCGGUGGCGUCUACGCACUUUGCAUCACUUCUUUUCGCGCACCUCUUGCGGGGAUCACCACAGGCGAAGACGCUCGCCCGCGGCAUCUUCCCGCAACCUAUUUCGGCGGAUCCUAAUGCCGUAGGUGGCCAGUUCUUCGUGCCCGCCGACGGAUCCGCUCCACCGCCCGCCCCGGAACCGGAGCCGGAAGAGGAAGAGCCGCAGAGCCUGCUGCAGAUACUCAGUGAGCAUUUGUCGUUGUCGUUCCUAUCCCGUGCAAGGGCGGACACCUCCGAUCGGGAGAAGAGAGAGUGGGACAGGCUCAUAGUAGGAUACUCGUGUUUGUUGUCGGAGUGGCUGUGGGAGGAUCCCAAAUCCGUGCGCGAUUUCUUGCAAGCGGGAGCGUUGGGCAUGUUAGUUGAGCCUGUGAACCAAUCUACCGAAGUGGACGUGGUUGUCCCUGCUCUGUGCGCUUUCCUGCUGGGCGUCUGUUACGAGUUCAAUCGCGAGCCAGGCGAAGUCACCAGAGCCACGAUACACCCCAUCCUCAGUCGUUUGGGCAUCGAGACACUCGUUGGACGUAUGACCCGUUUCCGCGAAGAUGAGCGCUUCAAGGCGAUUAGCCCAGAGUCGAUCGUUCUCCCGUACCCAACGCCGGCGGAACUCAAUCCUGGCCUUCGUGCGGAAGGUGACGAGGCUGAGGUCUGGUUCGACUGGGCUUUUGUCGACUUCUGGAAAUCCAACUACUAUCUCAUUCAGAGAGGCAUCGGCUCGGAUCCCAAUUCAUCGCCGUCUGCAUUUCCAGGCCAAAGCGCAGAGACCGCGAUGUUGGUUUCGUCGCUGCGUGAGGUGAUCUCAAACCAAGCGAAGGAAAUCGAAUCCCUUCGCACCAAGCUGCAACAAGUCACCACGAGCAAAGAUGCCGAGCUUGAGGCGCUCCGGGUGCAGAUGACCUCUUUGACCAGCGAGCUCCAGGCGUCAUCCGAGAAGCAGAAGGAGGCGGAGAAAGAACAAGAGGAUCUGCUGGUGCUGUUGGACGAACUGAGCAACAAGCGCAAGAACGACAAGGCGAAGAUGCGGGCCGCUAAUCUUGAGGUGUCCGAGGAUGAGGCGGAAGAUGACGACGAGGACGAGGGGUGA
Molecule: messenger RNA, 2484 nt
Organism: Punctularia strigosozonata HHB-11173 SS5
Lineage: Eukaryota; Fungi; Basidiomycota; Agaricomycetes; Corticiales; Punctulariaceae
Exons: 10
Coding region: 1-2484 (827 amino acids)
Biological process (GO): endoplasmic reticulum to Golgi vesicle-mediated transport; transcytosis; intracellular protein transport
Cellular component (GO): ER to Golgi transport vesicle membrane; cytoplasm; Golgi membrane
Source: RefSeq, a predicted model, not a curated record